Messenger RNA from Metopolophium dirhodum (rose-grain aphid), 1929 nucleotides. RefSeq lists its product as uncharacterized. The record is from RefSeq and is a predicted model, not a curated record. NCBI's taxonomy places the organism in Eukaryota, Metazoa, Arthropoda, Insecta, Hemiptera, Aphididae. Gene Ontology annotation, molecular function: nucleic acid binding. The transcript has a single exon. Gene Ontology annotation, biological process: DNA integration. The coding region runs from base 1 to 1929 and encodes 642 amino acids.
AUGAAAGCUACAACCAUCUCUAGACUAGAACUAUGUGGUGCAGUGUUGCUGGCGGAACUGUUGCUAGAGGUAAAAAAUGAACUCAGUUGUUCAGGCAUACAAUUCAGUAUAAACGAAAUUUUACUAUGGACUGAUUCAUCAAUUGUUUUGGCUUGGCUAAAAAAUGAAGUCCCUUUACUAUCAUUCGUAGCAAACAGAGUUGCUCGAAUAUUAGACAUUACAGAUAAUGUUCAAUGGCGCCAUGUUAUUUCUAAGGAAAAUCCUGCCGAUCAAAUAACAAGAAGUAUACAUCCUGCUGCGCUGCCUUCAUUGUCAAUUUGGUGGAACGGACCAUCCUGGUUACUUUUGGAAAGUGAUUCAUGGCCAGGCAUUCCAGAGCUACCAUCAGAAAUCCCUGAAGUUCGUCCAGUAAAAUUAGUGCUGGCUACAGCUCAUUCAUCCGAUUCCUGGUUGCUGAACAAAUAUUCGAGUUACAUGCAACUUCUACGUAUAACUGCCUUAGUCCAACGAUUCGUACACAAUUGUACAAUACAGAGGAAACUCAUAGAUCAACGUACGACAGGUGCAUUGACUGCACAUGACCUCAAAGGUUCUAGAGAGUUUUGGAUUCGCAAAAUUCAGGCUGAAGCUUAUCCCUCGGAACUAAAGGCUCUAAAUUCAAACUUACCCAUUCAUCGGUCAAGCUGUCUGUUAAAGCUAAAUCCAUUUGUAGACGGUAUUGGUAUUUUGCGUGUGGGAGGCCGCUUAGCGUAUGCACCAAUACAUGACAAUACAAAGUUUCCAAUUGUAUUGCCGCCCUCUUCAACUUUCACAAGAUUAUAUUUCAAAUAUGAACACCUGAGACUAUUGCAUGUUGGUCCACAAGCAUUGUUCUCACACAUACAAGUUAAUUACUGGCCCAUCCGUGGACGAAGUCUUGCCAGUCGAACCGUGCAUCAAUGCAUUCAAUGUUUCCGAACCAAUCCAAAAUUAAUGACGCCUUUCAUGGCUCCCCUACCUCGGCAACGUACCACUAUUGAAAGACCGUUUUCUCAAUGUGGAGUAGAUUUCUGCGGGGCAAUAAUGAUUCGAAGUGGUAUCCGUCGUGUAAAGACUGAAAAGGCAUAUAUAUCGGUAUUUGUGUGUUUAGUCACACGUGCAAUUCAUUUGGAAUUAGUGUCAUCUUUGACUGCCGAUGCGUUUCUAGCCACGCUAACUAGAUUCAUGUCUCGCCGAGGACAAUGUAGUAACCUUUUCAGCGAUAAUGGCACAAAUUUUGUUGGUGCAAAUCGCAAACUCAUGUCUCAGUUUGAGGAAAUUGCCAAGACUCAUGCAACAUCAUCAUAUUUAUCUGAAAAAUCUAUGCAAUGGCAUUUCAUUCCACCCUCAGCACCUCAUUUUGGAGGCCUGUGGGAAGCUGCGGUUAAGUCUUCUAAACAACUCCUGACAAAACUAUCACUAAGUGCAACAUUUACAUUUGAAGAAGCUACAACGUUGCUGUGUGGAAUAGAAGGAGUUUUAAAUUCUAGACCCAUGACUCCGUUAUCCAAUGACCCAUCAGACUAUCAAGCGCUAACACCUGCUCAUUUUUUGAUUGGUGGAGUUAUCACAUUACCACCUGAAGCAGAUUCAUCCACAACCCCGAUAUCUAGACUUAAACGUUUUGCAUUGGUACAAUCUUGCAUUCAACAGUUUUGGAAGAGAUGGUCCCGGGAGUACCUUCCUCAAUUACAACGCCGAGGUCGCUGGAUAAAGGUAACUCGAAAUAUGAGAGUAGGUGACUUAUGUCUUCUCCGACAGGAAAAUCUUCCUCCUACAAGAUGGGCUCUGGUCAGGGUUCAAGAUGUUCAUCUCGGUCCUGAUGGCACCGUUCGAGUGGUCACGUUACGCAAUUCCUCUGGCAACACUUUCAAACGUCCGGUGGUGAAACUUUCUUUGCUACCAAGUUAA